This is a messenger RNA of Penaeus chinensis, 1639 nucleotides long. RefSeq lists its product as uncharacterized. The coding region runs from base 165 to 1244 and encodes 359 amino acids. The transcript is spliced from 9 exons. Gene Ontology annotation, molecular function: protein binding. NCBI's taxonomy places the organism in Eukaryota, Metazoa, Arthropoda, Malacostraca, Decapoda, Penaeidae. The record is from RefSeq and is a predicted model, not a curated record.
GGGGACCUAUUAACAGUGACGGUCAGACACGGCUCUACGUCCAGUUCCAUUUGUGAGGCAUUUCCCCUAAUUAAUACUCACGCAUACACUGUGUUUCUAUUUGCAUUUCUAGUGGAUUCUAUUUCAUAUAUACUUCCGCGUCUCCCCAGCAAACCCGUGCCACCAUGACUGCUCAGCCGAGGCACUUGUUCUCGCUUCGCCUUGUACUGCUCCUACUGGUCUUCUGUUCCACAGCCUUCAGCACGUGUCCCGAAGCAGACCAGAUCCACUGUUUCACCAACUCGCGCUGCACGAGGAUCAGAUACAUUUGCGACGGCGACAACGACUGCGGCGACAAUUCCGACGAAGAGAGCGAACUUUGCCGACACUGGAGGAACAAUGACUGCGAGCGGAACAACGCCAUGUGCCACCGCAACGGGCGCUCCGACUGCAUCACCCUCUCUCACUACUGCAAGAUCACCAACCCGCCCUGCAAUGGGACCGUCGACCUCCGCAUCUGCCAGAUGUUGGAAGAUGAGAAACUGAUGCCGCUCUCCGCCGUAUCUAUGCCCACCACGCCCACCUCGACCACAGUUGAAAAGCCUGUCGAGAGCGCUUCGUCCCGGGCUCGCUCUAAGCGAGAGUGGGUGUUUGCAGAGGCAAUGCCGACGGAAGCGACCGCGCAGGUGGAGGAGGAGGACGUCGUCAGGGAGAUCGAUGCCAAACUUAACUUCACUCUCCGCCACGCUGACUGUCCGCAACUCUUCACACGCGUCGGCGAGCAGUGCGUCUCCAUCUUCUUCAUCGGGAACGUUAACUGGCUGGAGGCAAGAGCUUUCUGCAAGGCCAUCGGCAGCGACCUUUUUACGCUCUCAAAAGACGGAAAGAAUUUCGCUACAAUUUUGCAGCACCUUCGACUCUCCCAGGUGACAACUGAUUUCUGGAUUGGAGGACGUUUUGUCAACGAGACGGUCGGGUGGUCGUGGGUCAACGAUGAACCGAUGGUUCUCGGCUCACCUUACUGGGCUGUCAGACACUCGGAGAGCUGCCAGACUCGCACCUUCACCUCACCCAUCCUCAACCAGACCCUACAGGCCAACAAUGGUGAGUGCUACAACUACGUGCAGGCUCCCCGACAACCUCCCACUGCCACCUGCGCGGCCCUCACCUUUUCCCAAUACUUUUACGUUAGCGACGAGCCCUGCUUAACCAAGAAGAGUCCCUUGUGUGUCCUUCCUUCCCAAGGACCCAAGGAGGCGUUGUAGAUACACCAAUGCGUUUCACAGACGCCUAGAAGAGAAAAUUGUUCAAGACUCAUCUGUAGUUGUACCCUUGUUAUGUGCAGAUCUUCACUCAACCUCCACUUCCAUAUAUUCUAUAUUACCCUCAUUUCCACCUCUUUUCCAUCCACGCAAUUUCCGAGGUCAUUCGGAUGACUCCUCCUUGUGGUUAAUAUUACUGUCGUUUACCUAUCUUUGUUUUUGUUCUUCAACUUUAUCUUGAGCAUAUUCUCACAGAUCCUUUCAUAUACUUGUUUAGGGCAUUUCUUGCAGUACGUCUGAAUUAUAAAUAGUAACAUUUGCAUUCAUAUGGCAGGUAGAUCUGGCACCAUCAUCCUGGUAUUAUGUCAAUUAUAUCAAUAAAGAUGAAAAUAUUCUUU